CUUAGAACACGUAAACUUCCGGGUUUCAGACAACAUACAUGUUGAUUAUCGCUGCAGCCGGUGAUUGUUAGGAAACUUGGAUUAAUAAAGAGAAAGUCUUUCCAUUUAUUAUGAGUAGUUCAUUUAUAAUACUAGGGACAUCUAUACUGGCUGUACUCUUAGCGGGAUACUUUGCACAGAAGUAUCUUCCCCCUCCCAAGCCCAAGAUAGUUGGCAUUGAUCUAGGAACUACGUUCUCUUGUGUUGGAGUUUAUCAUGCAGUGAGUGGAGCUGUUGACAUUCUAGAAGCACAGGAUGGACACCAGUGUAUUCCCAGUGUAGUAGCUGUCAGUGAGGAGGGUUUUCUGGUUGGAUACAAAGCUGUUGCUCAGUCUGAGCAUAAUCCCAAGAACACUAUAUAUGAUGCCAAGAGAUUCAUUGGCAAGAAGUACACAGCAGAGGAACUGACACAGGCUCAGAAGAGAUACCCAUUCAAGCUUGAGGCAGAUGAGUAUGGAAUGGUGCGAUAUGUAUUUAAUGUCAACAAGACAGAGUUGAGAAUGAGUCCUGAAGAGAUUGGAUCAGUCAUCGUAAAGUUCCUGAAGAAUGUGGCAGAGAGAAAUCUUACAGCUCCAGUCACUAAGUGUGUCAUGUCUGUGCCAGCAGAGUUUGAUGAAAUGCAAAGAAACUACACCAAAAAAGCAGGCAGUAUUGCUGGACUAGAGGUCUGGCGUGUCAUCAAUGAGCCAACAGCAGCGGCCUUGGCAUAUGGUCUCCAUACCAAGCCCGAGCUGAAGACGGUACUAGUGGUGGAUCUUGGGGGAGGGACGCUGGAUGUGUCGCUACUCCGUGUACAGGGGGGAAUGUUCCUUACUCAGGGGAUGGCAGGAAACAAUAGACUUGGUGGUCAAGACUUUAAUCUUAGAUUAUACAACUACGUGAAAGAUUUACUAGAAACCAAAUUCAACUUACAAAUUACUGACAAAGAAGAUUUGCAAGCCUUACGAUUAGCUGUUGAACAAGUCAAAAUCAAUGUGACCCACCAUGACAGUUCUACAUUAAAACUCUUCCUUCACUCAUUAGGUAAACAUUCACAUAUAAAAGAAACCAUCACAAGAGCCAAAUUUGAAGAAUUAAACAAAGACUUGUUUGUGAAAGUGUUAGACCCAAUAAGGACAGUGUUAGAGGCAACUCAUCUAGAGAAGGAGGAUAUAGAUGAAAUAGUGCUAGUGGGGGGAUCAACCAGAAUUCCAAUGAUAAGGAACUUGAUUCGGGAGUUUUUUGGGAAAGAGCUGAACACGCACGUUGACCCUGAGUUGGCUGUAGCCAUGGGCGUGUCCAUACAGGCGGGGAUCAUCGGGGGAAUGUGGCCCCUCAAAGUCAGUGCUGUGGAGCUCCCGAACAGAGUAGUCAAGAUCCAAGUCCAAUGAUUAUAGAAAGUAGGUUAGAAAACAGGUGCUCCUUAGUAUCAUCCUAUGUUUGGUGAAAAUAUCUUUGAUUUUCUACAUUGUUUAUCAUGUAACAGUGAAAUCAGAAACUUUUACUAUCUAAUGAACAGAAAACUAUUUUUGCAGUUGGAAACUGAUACAAUGACGGUGAUUUUAUGAUGGUGAAAUUAAACUUGUUUAAGUUUCCUUUUCUAGAAACACAAGCAACAAAUUGAUUUUUUAGUACCUGUUACAAAGAAAAAGUAUCAUAUAUAUUCCUCAAGUCUAUAUAAAAAAUGGUAGAAAGAUGAACAUACUUUGGUUUAAUAACCUGCAGUGUUGUGAAUUCAAACAACUCUUUUUUGCUGCUUACAAUAUCUUGUUUUAUGAAACACCUUCUGUGCAAUGUAAUGUGUAAUGUAUUUAUAUUAAAAUUAAUUGCUUUAUGCCUGUAAAUUGGUGGUUUUUCAAUUGGUUUCUGGUCUCCUGAGGUAGCAAGUCUUGCAUUUGUACUACCCGAUCUGCUAUACAUGUAUACACCGUGAAUCAAGAUUUGUGUGUACAAAGUCAUUUAUACAUUUUGACAUACUGGUAGUUUGGCAUCAUGAUAAAAAUAUUGAUCUAGUCAAAUUGUCUUGAGUUAUUGUUGGCUCAGGUUCAGCAACAUGUCAGUUGUAAACGAAACACUGUCUUGUAUGCUUAAUACCAAUUGUGUUGUAUCCUCACUAGAUUCUUUCAGUUUACAUAGUUUUUGUAAACUAUUUUAACAGUUGAAUUUAAUAAAAUGAUUUAUUCAUAAGACAAUGUUAAAAAUGUUCUAUGUACAUUUAUUUUUCAAAUUAUUUGGGUUUGGUGCAAGAUUCUUUGAUGAACAUUAUUGAUACAAACUGAUAUCUACAUUAUUAAUGAUAUUGAUUUUUAAUCACACAUCUCAUUUUUAUAAAUAAUUCUUCUCUUUAUAGAAUAUUUUGUUCAUGCUUUUGUCAUUAUCCCAAUACUGAGCCUCCAACAAAUUGAAAUUGUAGAUUUUUUAAAAAGAUAUUGUUUACAACAUUUAUACAUAUGUAUAAAAUAAUUAUACUUUAAAAGUGUUUGUUUAUCUUGAAAUCAGAUGCUUAUUUAUUUAAUUUAUAAAUCUUGGUUGAAGAUUAUAUUUUUUGUGUUAAACACAGGGAUGUAUUGUCUGAUUAAGACCAUGACAACAACAAUUUGUUGCUUUGUUUUCACUAUAGGUAUGAUUGCUUGUGAUUUCUAUGUUUUCAUUGGUACAACUUACCUUUUAAAGUUCUGUACAUCCUAAUCAACAGUUUAAUGUUUCAUGUAUUUCUUUGUUGAUACAGAUUCAUUUGUUUUCUACCAUGUUUUAUCAUAACUUUCAAAGUUUUAUCAUUCCAUUCACAAUUACUGUUUUGAUUUUAUGGUUUUUUUCUUAAAAAAUAUAUGUAUGUUCAAGCAUGAGAUCAGAAGUAUAAACUUAUAUUUUUUUUUAUUUC
Magallana angulata is the source of this 2899-nucleotide messenger RNA. Its product is annotated as heat shock 70 kDa protein 13-like. The transcript has 7 exons. The coding region runs from base 111 to 1409 and encodes 432 amino acids. NCBI's taxonomy places the organism in Eukaryota, Metazoa, Mollusca, Bivalvia, Ostreida, Ostreidae. Gene Ontology annotation, biological process: protein refolding; vesicle-mediated transport; cellular response to unfolded protein. Gene Ontology annotation, cellular component: cytoplasm; nucleus; plasma membrane. The record is from RefSeq and is a predicted model, not a curated record. Gene Ontology annotation, molecular function: misfolded protein binding; ATP binding; heat shock protein binding.